AUGAUUCUCAUUUCCUGGUACAGUCGGCGCCUCAGCUGCAUCCUAAACACCGUUGACUGAGCGUCACUGUGGGGUUAUUUUUUUCAUCUUCUCUCUCCGGUGGUUGACACUCCAAUAAUACUCGGCGAUCAUGUAUCGGUGUGCCACAUUUGUUUUAUUCCUCGCCCUUGGAAUCGCGUUCCAGCUGUCACAUGGCACUGAAGUGAAUGUCACGGACAAAGACAACAACUUAUGCCUCUAUGCUAAUUUAAUGGUCAACUUCUCAGUCUCCUAUAAAGUAGCAGACAAUAAGAGUGCAACAGCCGAGUUUGAACUUCCUGCAAAUGUUGCAUCCGAUGGAAGUACGUGUGAUGCCACAAGCUCAGUGUUAAAGCUUACUUUUGGAGAAGGACACUCCUGGAGUGUAAACUUCACCCGCAGUGAAAAAACGUACCAGGCAGACAACAUCACCUUUUCCUACAAUCUCAGCGACACAACCGUCUUCCCUAAUUCUACAUCGAAUGACACCACAACUGUGACUGUGUUGACUCACAUCACACCUGUAGGCGUGGAUACCUGCUACUCAUGCAAGAGUAAAGACACGUUCGAAGCUGAUUUGGUCAAUCAGACGCUGUGGGACGUGCUCAUACAGGCUUUUGUCAGCAACAACAGCACAAGUGAAAACAUUACUUCUUGUGCUGCGGAUGUACCCACAACUCCUGUUGCUCCCACCACUCCUGUUGCUCCCACCACUCGUGCCCCCAAUACUACCACUGCAGAACCUGUCACAAACUCUACUUCCACUGCUCCUCCUCCUCCUCCUACCACCCCAACCCCCACCCUCCCCGCACCCACCACUGGGCAGUACAUCUUCAAGCCUGAUGGCAACAGCACAGCCUGUCUGAUGGCCGACUUUGGCCUGCGGAUUGGUAUCAAGAAAGAAGAGAUGAACUUUGAGCCUAAUGGGACCACAGUUACUGGAAAAUGUGAAGUCAACAGCAGUGAGCUGGUGUUGACGUCCAACACAGUGACCAUCACGCUCACUUUCGUCAAUGAGACAAAGACAUUCCGCCUACAUGCUCUGAAUGUCACCGGAAAGACGAGCUCUGGUGUGAUGUUUUCUGAAGCAAACACAAACCUGAGUCUGUGGCAGGCGGCUGUCGGCAGCUCCUACAUGUGUAACAAGGAGCAGAACUACACCAUCACCAGCAUGCUCACCCUCUACACCUUCGACCUUAGAGUGCAGCCCUUUGGAGUCAAGAAAGGUGUUUUCAGUACAGCCCAUGAAUGUUCAUUGGAUGACACCAGCAUCUUAAUCCCAAUCAUUGUUGGCGCUGCUCUGGCUGGCUUGAUUCUCAUUGUAGUGAUCGCUUACGUGAUUGGUCGAAGAAAGACCUAUGUUGGAUAUCAGACCCUUUAAAUUCAGUUUGCAAUUAAUAUCACGGGGUUCCCAAGCGUGGUCCUUGGGUUUCAUGUGCAAUUGUUGUAAUUGGCAAAUAGCGUAAACAUUUAAGAAUCAAAAACUAAAGUCUCUGCUUGGAAAACAUGAGAUGCAGUAUUCAAGUUAUUGGUCAUUAUGAGAAAUGAAAUGCACAGAGCAUUUUUGAAUUGCAGUUGCCUAAAGGGUCUUUAAUGAUACGAUUAAAAAGGAGUAAAAAUCCAUGUAAAGAUGGAGAGUUUGGUGUUUUUCUCAAGGACCAAACUUGUCUACCCCCCAAUGUUUUUUUUUGUUGUUUUCUUGAUGUCUUGUCUUUCCUUUUUUGUUGUGUAUUUUUGUUAACGAGCAAGUGCAACAUCCACACAACCUUUAAGUUAAUGUUAUAACCUCAUAAAAGUUGACACUCCUAUACUGGUAGAGUACACUUCUACAUUUUUAGUCCAAGAUUUGUGACGAUUUUAAAUUAGUUGCUGGAGGAUCUUGCACUUGCUCUGCAGACAUUCCCUUUUUGUUUUCAUUUGUCAUUAUUUAAUCUUUGUGCACAUUUCAGUUUUUACUUCCUUUUAUGGUUUGACUUUUCAUCCUUUUUAUGGUUUGACUUUUCAUUACCCUAAUUAUUUACAUUAAGACAUAAGAGUGUUAAUUUUCUCCAGCAUUUCAUUCACAAAUCAAAGAAAGAUGGUCCAACAGCUUUCUUUCUUUGUACCCAGAAAUUCAUUAACGAGGAUGAAGGUCUACUCCAUUUAGAAAGUAUUCAAGGGAAAUAUGCUUUAGCCCAAGUUUGCCCCUGUAGAGCAGGAGAAACAUUGGAAUUAGUGCCCUGAUUAUGUGCCUCCAAUCAUAUUAAGAAUGUAAAAUCAAAGUUUUGUUGUUUAAAUCUAAAUGGACCUUUUUUAACGGAGGACAUUUUGGUAUCCCACAGGAACAGUCCAGGUGGAACUAAUGACACUAACGAUUAAAGACAGAUUCUCGUUAGUGUUUAUAAUUACACCUGUGCUUUUCCUGCUCUAUCAAAAAUGUCCACUGUUUUCAAAGGUCUCUUACAUUUGCACACGCUCCAGUCGGAGAAUACGGCUGCGUUUCAAAUCACAUACUUUUUACUUUUAGUAUGUACUGCAGCUGCCCUUGCAAAGUAUGUGCUGUUGCAGGCGGUAUGCAUACAAUUGGGACAUACUACUAAAUGGCCAGAAGAGCAAGCUGGCUUGCAUACUGCAAAAUGCAAAAGGAUGCAGCAGGACAUCCCGGUAAUUUUGGCAUACUGCAUUUGACAUACUAGUAUUGGGACACAAUUCAUCUUUUUCAGGCAUAUUAAAUAGGACGGUAGUAUGGGUAUUGAAACGCACAGUACAUCUGAAAAAAAAAAAAAGUAAACCGUGUUUUUCUUUUCUUACACAAUACAUUUUGGCAUUAGGUUUAGAAAAGGGAGAGUUUUGUUGUGUAGAUAUUCACUUACAUAAGGAUAUUUGCAUAUAAAUGCACUAAGGCGCUCUUUACAUUUUUGCAUUAUGUUGAGAGAUUAUCUCACCUGUGUGGGUGUGGGCUUGGCCUGAGCUUUGAGGGCUGCCGCUGGAUCAGGGGACUAUAAAGCCCCUGAAAACAUUGGUCUGAAUCUUUAGCAUUUCUCUGUAACAUUGAAUAUUCAAACAAACAAUAAAAAUAUAAUUUCUAAAAAAAAAAUUAUUCAUGACGCGUUUAAUACAAUAGUUAGACAUUUUGUUAAAUAUGCUUAUUUGCUUUCUUGCAGAGAGUUGGAUCAGAAUAUUGAUAUAUAUUAGUCUGCUAAAUAUGAAGGUACAUUCAGGAGACAGUUGACGUAGCUUAGCACAGAGACAGGAAACAGGGAGGCUAAACCUGGCUCUGUCCAAAAACAACGACUAGAACUUGGAGAGCGUAGACCUCCACCAAAGACGUUUCCAUAAGUGAAAAUUAAUGAUUAUAUCCCAAAAAAUGUAAUGAUUUCUUCCUCUGCCAAUGAUUCACCCUUCUUCCAAGUUUCAUGAAAAUCAGGCCAGUAGUUUUGCCGUAACCUUGUUGACAGACAAACAAACCAAGCCGACCCCUUUGAGGUACAUCUGCCUACCAGCAUCUCUAACGCUCACUUAACAUGUUAUAUCAUGAUUGUUAUGAGUGGCAUCGAUCGUCUCCGCAAGAAAGCACAAAAUGUCCAACUAUUCCUUUUUAAAAGCUCAUCUUAUCCGCUUCAUCAGGCUCAUGUGGGUGUGGUUUGAUCCGCUUUUGUUCAACAGGGCUGGAACAAACCACACCUUUCUAAAAAGAAACCACUGAACUAUAUGAUUUAAGCUCAUGUGAAAUAUAAAAAGUAGUUGGCGGACAGUUGUGUUUUCAUGUAGUCGCUGAAAGCAGGUUUUCAGGAGCUUUUAAGUCAGGGAACUGUUGCAGGUUGGGUUGCUGUGAUGCAGGAUCAGGGAUAGAGGCAAGCCCCAGAAUGUGUAUUUCUGUAAUAUUAGAAAGCCAAUGUUACACACGGUAGUAGCUGUAUAUUGUUGCUUCAUUCUAGCAUCUCGUGUUGUGUACUGUUUGCUUUGUUCCAGCUCUUCAGAACGGGCGCAAAGCAGGCAGUAAACUGAAUAUGAGUAGAUAUUGUUGCUUAUAAGGUUAGCUUUCCGAGGCGAUUGUACAUGUGUACGGGUAAUCGCUCCGAGUCAAAUGUGAGCUUUGAUCUAUGCUUGUGAUUGUUGCCUUGUUGUAUUUCAGCUUUGUACAGCGUUGCCUUAAUUCUAAAGAUGGUUUUGCAGCAAUGUUAUAAAUGUUUAUUUCACAUUUUCUCAACGUUAAUCUCUCUUGUUCUCAAUAAAUCCCCUCACGGGUUAAUCAUCAUGACAACUGUGCCUUGCUCAGUAAUAACUUUCUGUUUUGCUCAUUAAAUGACUCACUAAUGGUGUUAAAGCUUUUGGUAACGUUUCGUUUUACCUUCACUAGUUGCUCACAUGUUCAGUAAAAAGGGAAUUUGUGCUGCAACACCAUCUUGUUAAAGAUCAAUUCAUGUGUGUUCUGUGGAUAGAAACGAUUUCUUCUCCAUUCACUCACGCUGUUAUCGCUAUAAUAAAUUGGAUUUCAAAUUGUGUGUCGGACUGAAGUGGAGCUUUUUAGUCUUUUAAGAUUUAUGGAAAUAAAAAAAACGUUGCUGCCCUGGA
Molecule: messenger RNA, 4572 nt
Organism: Cottoperca gobio
Lineage: Eukaryota; Metazoa; Chordata; Actinopteri; Perciformes; Bovichtidae
Gene: lamp2
Product: lysosomal-associated membrane protein 2
Exons: 9
Coding region: 131-1399 (422 amino acids)
Biological process (GO): establishment of protein localization to organelle
Cellular component (GO): plasma membrane; late endosome membrane; lysosomal membrane
Source: RefSeq, a predicted model, not a curated record